AUGUCGGAUAACGGAGACUACGCGCGUGAAUCUCCUGGCGUGUCUCAGUCAGAGGAAGAGUAUGACGAGCGGCCGCUCAAUGGUCUGUACAUCGAUAUGGCUCCAUUCGGACUGGAGAAAAUCUGGGAUUACGAGCCAGGUGGUCAUCAUGUUGUUCAGCUUGGCAAUCACCUAGGUCGAGAGGGGGAAUACCGCGUCAUUCACAAGCUAGGAAGUGGGGGGUUCGCCAAUGUUUGGUUGUGCCAGGUCCUUCGCAAUGGGAUACCCCAUUAUGCGGCCCUUAAGAUUCUUAUGGCCGAUUACUCUAAAGACGAUUGCCCUGAGCUUCGCGUGGAACGGCUCCGAGCAGUCGGGUUGGAAAAGCACAUCUGCCUCCCAUUUGAUCAAUUCCGAAUUGAAGGCCCAAAUGGAUCUCACCUUUGCUUCGUAUAUCCUGUGGCAGGACCGCGUGUCUCUCUUAUAGCCCAACAAUUCGAAGACCCGGACAGAAGCUUGCGGAAAAUGGCUCGACAAGCUACAGAGGUCAUGGCCGCAUUGCAUAGUCAUGGUAUAUGUCACGGAGACUUCACGCCGUCAAAUAUUCUCCUAAAGGUUGAGGGCCUUGACGAAUUACCCGAAAAUGAAGUGCUCAAAAUCCUGGGAGACCCCGUCAAGGUAGAAGUUUUCAAUGAGUCAGGGGAGACUCCCUCUGAUCCAACCGCGCCUAAAUAUCUCGUCAGCCCGGUCAAGUUUCGCAAUGUUCCUCUGCCGUACGUUGUAGAUGAGAUUCUUCUGAUUGACUUCGGAGAGUCUUACGAUGUCACAAACCCACCGGAGGAGCUUGGUAUCCCUGAGAGUUAUCGUUCGCCCGAACUUGUUUUAGAGAAUACACCAGGAUUCGGAAGUGACCUCUGGGCACUCGGUUGCACCCUCUUCGAGAUACGAACGGGCAGAAAACUCUUCGACAUGUUUGAUGACGAUGAUGACAGUCACCUCUUUCACAUGAUUGAGAUGCUUGGCGCACUGCCAGAGCCGUGGUGGACUACAACUUGGAAGCACAGAAAGGAGUUCUUCAAAGAUGAACCGGACUCACUCGGUCAAGCGGUCCUGGUUGACGCAUUAGCCAAGGAACGAUCGGACCUAUCCGUCGAGCGCCCAUCGAUAGAGUUGGCGCUACGACGAGGAUUGCAUUAUUGGGACUUGGGGCCAGGCGAAAAAUUUAGCAGAGAGAUUUCCCCCGGCGAGAUUGAACAAUUGGCAGACCUCUUGAAGAAGAUUCUACAAUAUGAGCCUAGCCGCCGGUUAACUGCGGCAGAAGUUCUAGAACAUGAAUGGCUUCGUCUUGAUGAGACUUGA
This is a messenger RNA of Aspergillus lentulus, 1335 nucleotides long. Its product is annotated as putative protein kinase. NCBI's taxonomy places the organism in Eukaryota, Fungi, Ascomycota, Eurotiomycetes, Eurotiales, Aspergillaceae. The record is from RefSeq and is a predicted model, not a curated record. Gene Ontology annotation, molecular function: protein serine/threonine kinase activity; ATP binding. Gene Ontology annotation, biological process: spliceosomal complex assembly; peptidyl-serine phosphorylation; regulation of mRNA processing.